GGGCCGGCCGGCGAGCCGCAUGGAGCCCCGGGCGGCGGACGGCUGCUUCCUAGGAGACGUGGGUUUCUGGGUGGAGCGGACCCCUGUGCAUGAGGCAGCCCAGCGGGGUGAGAGCCUGCAGCUGCAGCAGCUGAUCGAGAGUGGCGCCUGUGUCAACCAGGUCACAGUGGACUCCAUCACACCCCUGCAUGCAGCCAGUCUGCAGGGCCAGGCACGGUGUGUGCAGCUACUGCUGGCAGCUGGGGCCCAGGUGGACGCCCGCAACAUUGAUGGCAGCACCCCACUCUGUGACGCCUGCGCCUCGGGCAGUGUUGAGUGCGUGAAGCUCCUGCUGUCCUACGGGGCCAAAGUCAAUCCCCCCUUGUACACAGCGUCCCCCCUGCAUGAAGCCUGCAUGAGUG
Messenger RNA from Galeopterus variegatus (Sunda flying lemur), 401 nucleotides. RefSeq names its product ankyrin repeat and SOCS box protein 13. Gene Ontology annotation, biological process: positive regulation of protein catabolic process; protein ubiquitination. The annotation marks the transcript as partial. Gene Ontology annotation, molecular function: protein binding. The record is from RefSeq and is a predicted model, not a curated record. Lineage: Eukaryota; Metazoa; Chordata; Mammalia; Dermoptera; Cynocephalidae. The transcript is spliced from 3 exons.